AUGGAUAAGGUAAUUCAUGAAUUUGUUCUUGAAGAAAGCAUUACAAAGCUUGGGGAGAGUAUAUACAUCGGAAGGAUUGAUGAACUGAAAGCUAUCAUUAUAUUACAGAGCCAAAACGUCUCUGCCCAUCUGCUCCACCAAAUAUUGCAUCUUCCUAAACAAAUAACACAAUCAAACGACAUUUACUAUUCAUAUAAGGUUUGCAUGCCAAUGGAAAUCCACUUCAGAGUUAUCUAUCCAGCUACUGAGGAGCAUCUCAACAAGUAUCGCUCUGUCAACAAACACAUCGUUGAGACAUACAACGAAUACCUGCAUUAUGUUGAAAAUAAUUCACACAUCAGCUCGAAUUGGAUGGCAAACCUUGUUAAUAAAAGCGGAGAAAAUAUGAACGAACGAGUGCUUUAUGAAGAUAGUGAAAUAAUGAUAGUUCCAGAUUACAAAUGGAACUUGGAAUCAAAAGCAACACUGCACAUCUUGGCAAUAUUCAAGGAUCAAAACCUUAGAACAAUAAGAGAUUUAAAUAGUCCAGACAUUCUGAUAAGAGCACACAAAAACAUACUAAACACACUAGCAACGUACUUUGGACUUGGUGAGCCUGAUGUGUUUCUGUUUUUUCAUUACAGGCCAACAUACUUCAGACUGCACUUGCACAUCAUAAAUAUUAACAUUAUUCAUAAAGGAAUUGCUUCCUCAGCAAUAUCAAUUCCAUUCCAUGAUGUCUUACACAACCUUCAGAACUAUCCAGAAUACUACAAAAGAGAUAUGCAUGUUAUAAAAAGAGAUAUUUAG
Messenger RNA from Ordospora colligata OC4, 789 nucleotides. RefSeq lists its product as uncharacterized. The transcript has a single exon. Gene Ontology annotation, molecular function: hydrolase activity; RNA 7-methylguanosine cap binding. Bases 1 to 789 code for a protein of 262 amino acids. Gene Ontology annotation, biological process: deadenylation-dependent decapping of nuclear-transcribed mRNA. NCBI's taxonomy places the organism in Eukaryota, Fungi, Microsporidia, Ordosporidae. Gene Ontology annotation, cellular component: nucleus; P-body. The record is from RefSeq and is a predicted model, not a curated record.